Messenger RNA from Ruditapes philippinarum (Manila clam), 5575 nucleotides. Its product is annotated as transcription factor MafK-like. Gene Ontology annotation, biological process: regulation of transcription by RNA polymerase II. Bases 439 to 987 code for a protein of 182 amino acids. Gene Ontology annotation, molecular function: DNA-binding transcription factor activity, RNA polymerase II-specific; RNA polymerase II cis-regulatory region sequence-specific DNA binding. The transcript is spliced from 2 exons. The record is from RefSeq and is a predicted model, not a curated record. Lineage: Eukaryota; Metazoa; Mollusca; Bivalvia; Venerida; Veneridae. Gene Ontology annotation, cellular component: nucleus.
CGCGCGAGACGAAGUACACAGAUAUUAAAACUGAAUACACAACGAUAUUUGUCAAAAUGAAACAAAUGUUUCUUUCCUAAGUAGAUAUAGUGUACCUGACAAUCUUUAUUGAAGUCGUAUCUAAGGAAUUGUAUAUAUGUGUGGUAACUAUUAAACUUAAAUAUUUUGAUUCAUAAAGGUAUUGGAUUGAAAUAUCGACUGCCACUCAGUACAGCUGACUCAUCAAGUUUUACUGCGUCAAUACAUAGUGCUCUGUGGCGCAAAUCAAGCAACGGUCGGUAUAGUGUACAAGCACACGACAAACUACGUAAUAAGCAGUUUUCUACACAUUCAACUGGUGGUUAUAAACUGAAUUUCAGAGGGUUAAAGACAUAAUAUAGUUGGUAGAGUUACAGAACAAAUAUAUUGGAUUCUUUCAGUGAUUUUGGAUAUACAAAAAUGAGUAAAAAGAUUUUCCUGUCGCAGAUAAAGUCGGAGGGUAUUCACAUGCAACCCCCAAGCCACAAGUCUGUCUCCGAUGAAGAGCUGAUUGCAUUGUCUGUUAAAGAGCUAAAUCGCAUGCUCAAAGGUCUGACGCGCGAUGAAGUGAUCAAGUUGAAACAGCGUCGGAGAACUCUUAAAAAUCGUGGGUACGCGGCCAAUUGUAGGGAAAAGAGAAUAUCGCAAAAAGAGGUGUUGGAAGUGGAAAAAGAUGGUCUCAGAAGUGAAGUUGAACGUCUACAAAGGGAAAAUGACAUUGUAAGAAUGGAACUAAGUGCUUUGAAAAACAGAUAUGAUGCUCUUCAGAGAUUUGCAGAAGCAAACAAAAUACACGUUGUUACAGCUCAACCGUUGUAUCUCGGUAACUCUAUACGUCAUGACUCACCCCCAACACAGACAAUAUUGCCACAGGUCUCACAGCAAUCAUACAGCCACCACGGCUACCCAAAAUAUUCAGAAUCUAUGCAUCAUGAUUCUGUUAUUGUUAAAACGGAGCCGCGGCUGUAGCCAUUUCUUGCGUUUUGAAGAGGGACUACUACAAACUUCAUCAUAUUCCAUCCAUAGAUUUAUCAUUCUUAGUAUCCUACGUUCAAAGGACUCAUUCUACCAUAUGGGUAUGGUUUAUACCCAUUUCCCCCCAAGACAAGUUGCCAUUGGUGACGCAUGCGAUGUUCGCCAUAUUGGCAACAAAACAACGAAGUGUUCAUUUGAUAAUCAAACUUUGAAACAAAGCAUGACAUAGACCCAGUUUUUGCGCAUUCUGAUAAAAAGUGUACAAAAACUUGACGUGUUACAUCAGGAGAAAGAAAAAACUGGGCACUGGUGUCAUGUAUACUCAGUAUAAAAGUAUGCUCGGAACUGAACAAAUGUGCUACAUCUCUAAUUCUAAGACACAUGUGUUACAAACUUGUGUGAAAAAAAAUCUGCAAGAAUGUGCUAUAUAUAUCAUAUAAACUUGACAUGGAAGUUAUUGCAUUUUAAAAUACAUAUACUUCAUAAAAUCAUCUUAUCGCCUAAAAUCAUUUAAAAUCGUCACACAAUGCUCAUUGAUGAAUUCAUAGACGAACAUACUUUAUACCUCAAAACUUGUGCAUUUCUGUAGCAUCCCAUUAAAGUUUCAUCAUCGCCAUAGUACAUCAACACAUUUUAUGUUGACAACGAAACAGUGAUCUAGGUUAUUAAAAAGCAUUCGGUUGUGAUUAUUGCAAAGACAAGAUUGAAUCGGGACGUUGUCGGGGCAGUUGACUAUAUAAUUGCAGAUAAAACAACAAACAAUUAUUUUAAUAUUAAUGCACAUGAUUUUAUCUUUCAGUCUUACCUACAUGCCGUUUGUUUACCAACUACGAUGCAAAUUUCACGUUUAAAAUUCACUAUAGAUUUUUUUUACAUGAUUAAGAUAGCUAAACGAUCAGUCAUAAAUUACGACUUGACAGAUUGUGUGGUAUUAUUGCUAUAUACAACUAGUUUUAAGGGGAAAAAAAUCUUAACCGAAACAGCUUAAGGGAACAUUGGUGAAUAUCUUGUUUAAGUCUGAUUUAUAAACGUAAACACAUUUAUUUAUGUAACAGGUUGAUGGUCAGUCCUUGGAGUUAUAAAUAUCUUUAGUAUAGUAUUUAUUUCAAGGAUAAAUUGUUGACUUUUACCUGUUUCAUACAUUUAACAAAACAACUGAAAGAUUGUCAAAAUUCAGUCAUUUUUAAAAAAAAAUCAGGUUGAUAGGUUUAAUAACACCAAUGAUACUUAAAAUGAGAACAAGAAAUGUUUAGGUAACAUACUACACUAGCUUUAUUUAUUAAGAACAACAAAAUAGGUCAAAUUACACCAGUUUCAUUUAGUAAGAACAACAGGAUAUGUCAUAGGUCAAACUGCACUAGCUUCAUUUGGUAAGAACGACAGGAUAGGUCAAUUUAUACCUGCUUUAACAGGAUAUGUCAAACUAUACUACAUCAGUACAUGUAAGAACAACAGGAUAGGUCAAUUUAUACCUGCUUUAACAGGAUAUAUCAAACUAUACUACAUCAGUACAUGAAGCUUCAUUUGGUAAGAACAACAGGAUAGGUUAAUUUAUACCUGCUUCAUUAUAACAACAACAGAAUAGAUCAUUUUGUACCAGCAUUAAUAUUACAACAACAGGAUAGGUCAAACUACACCAGCUUUGUUUAACAAAGAAUAAGAUCAUAUGAUAACUAAUAGAAACUCCAAAGAUGGAAUUUUCCUGUUUUUUUUUUUUUUUUUUUUAAACUAAAUGUUUGUAAAUGCAUGCUCUUUUCCCUUUGGAUAUUGUUGAUUGUUUUGGUUGAUAUCUAUAUAGUACACAAGCACUGACUAAAUGUUUUCACAUGCUUUAAAUAUCCUAAUGUUUUAUUUUCAGUAUAUUUGACAUCAGCACUAUAUUUUCACAUCGGUGUUUUGAGACAAGUGACAGUUGUUGUUUUUAGUGCUAUUUUGAAUUUUGAUGAUUUGGUAUUGUGAUGACCUUGACCUAGGUAGAUGUGAAACAAUUUAAGUAUUAAGAUUUUUAUGGAAAGAUUUUUAAGAAUUUGGAGACCUGAAACAUAAAGUUUGAAGGAAUUGUACAUAAAUUUGAUUAUCAAGUUCCACACACUUUUGUAAAUCAGUUGUUCAAUAGUUUGUUGUUUUUGUUUACGGGUGCACUUUAAAAAAAAUUUGUUAGGUCCAUUUUGCUUGCUUCUUGUGAACUAAUGAUUGUCACAGUGAAUUAUUUCUAUGAAUUAUAUGAAUUAAUUGUUAUUCAAUCAUUGUCAUAGGCUAUGAAGUAAAAAUGCCCCCAAAGAAUGCUAUGACUUCAUAAUAAGUGUAUACAUGAUAUAUCAAUAAAAGAAUGUACAUGUAUGCAUCAAGUAUAUUGUUUAAGAUCAGGGGUUUGGUUAUGAAGAAUGUUUAAUAAUACGUGAUAUUCAAGGAAAUUGUUAUUACUAUUUACGAAACGCAGUACUUUGUACUGGUGUUAAAUAAGUGCUAUUUUUUCAUGUUUGACAUUGUUCUUUUCAGUUCUCAUUCCUAAGAUUUGCAGAAGACCUUGGUGAGAAUUUUGCUGUUUUUGUGGCUUAAAUUUUACGUUUUUAAUUAAAAAAGACAGUUUCAGCAGCCAUGUUUGUUGACUUACUAUAGUCCGAGUAGAAUUUGGCAUCGAGUCAUAAAGUUACAUUCAUACAAUUUAAAUGACAAUCAAAAUUUGCUGAAAGUACAUGUUGUUUAGGACUUAAUAAAGUUUUGUGUUUUGUAUUAAAGAAUUCUCUUUUUUUUUAAGAAUGAGGCUUAUUAAAGUUUAAUAGGAAAUCAGCAACAUUUCAACCAAGGUCUAAUUUCCAGUAUGUUGAUGUACAAUUGUUUUAUUUUGUGAUUAAUAUAGUUAAAUUCAGUGUACAUUUUUGACAUUCCAUCUGUAUGUGAUAUGUAAAUAUUACACUCAUGCCGUUCUUUAAAUAGCGCAUUUAUCUUUGUUUUUUUUUUAUUUGUUGUUGUUUUUUCUUUCCAAAAGAACAAUAGACUGUUCUUUUAUCACUGACAUACUUUUAAUUUUCUUAGGAUUAUCCAUGGUAUAAAGAAUUCAACACAUACAAAUUCAUGUUUGAAAUAUACAAAUGAUCUUUAAGUUUGCAAAUCACUAAAAAAAAAACUUUUUUCGUACAUAUUUUAUUUUUGUGUGGAUCAUUUAAUUUUAUUUUUGUGUGGAUCGUUUAAUUAAUAGCCUCAAGGGAUAUGUUAUGUCACAAUCACAAGAUGGAAAUCCCCUUAAAUUUGUGACAAAUUUAGGAUAAUUUCAAGCUUUUUUUUUUCUUUUCCAUCUUCCUUAAAGCUAAAUUAGAUUUUUAAUUUUUUCACUGUUUUUCCUGGAAAGAUUGUUAAGAUACCAAAAAACAAUUUUUUUUUACAAAUUACGCUGUGAAAUGUCAUUUAUAACUUGUAUGUAUCAUUAACACACUGCAAUUGAGUCAUCAUCCAUCGUGCAUAUUUAUUCAUCGAUCGUUGGAGAUAUAUUUUUGAUGCGUCGUCGAACAGGGUUGUGCUUUUUGCAACCUUGUUAACUAUGUGUAAGGUUUUUAUUUAUACAUAAAAUGUGGGUGCUAAAUCAAAAGGCUCAUUCUUUGCGUAAAGAACAUGUAGUUUGAUUCAUUUUUUGCGUUUAAUUAAAACAUGUUUGACUUUAUGCUUAAAACAGAUUUUUUUUCUCCCAAUCAUUUAUUAAAAAGUAUUGUUUUCUGAUUCAUCACACUUUGGCAGAAUGAAUUCCCUUCAUUAGAUUUUUUCAAGAAUUUCAGAAUACACAUAUAUUUAACCUAUGAUGUAAGUGCGAAAAAUAGACAAGAAAAAUAAACUUUUUCUAAGCAAUGAGUUUCACAAUUGAAUAGGAAGGUUAAAAAUACUGUUCUGUGAAAUAAUUUCCUAAUUAUAGACAGAGUUAUUUAAGAUUAAUUUUCUUUUUAAAGAGAUAAAGAUUCUAUCUUUAAACAGCUGAGUCGCCAAAAGCGGAUAAAUUAUUCAUCAUAUCUAGUUAGAUAUCAAAUUAUAGAGAAGUUUACUUUGAAGUUAGAUACACGUAAGAAGUUUCUAUUUUCGAGAAAUGAUUUUAUAUGAAAAAGUGCUUGUUAAAAUUGCUUAAGUUACAAAUCUUACAGUCUUAUUAAGGAAAAUAUGUAUGAUAAUGAUUAAUAAAGCUGUUUAUUUAAUUAAUAUCCUUUAUGGUUUUCUAUUUUCUGAAUUCUUUGAAUAUUGUCUUGAUUGAAAGAAGUGCUUUUAAUAUUGUUGUUAAAACGGUGUGUAUACAGAUUUUUGUUAGGGAAAUUUGUUUAAAUAUCUUCAAAACAUUUUAAAGGCUUGUUGCCAUUACCUUGGGUGAAGCUUAAUUUAUCUCUUGUCAAAAAUUUAUCAUUGUUUUGAAUUUUUUUUUAUUAUUAUUUUUUAUUUUAUGAGCUAUAAAGAUUUAUCUGUUUUUGUCUGUUCAUAUGUUUGUGUUAAUCAUUGUAAAAGUUAUUCAUGUUCCUGUAUUUUUGAGAUGAUGUUGUGACCAGUUUGAUAUUGUAUCGAACAAUACAUUGAUGAAAAUGAAAUAAAAUAUGUGAAUGCAAUAUAA